AUGAUCGCGACGAAUGCUGGUGUGGUCCUUGCCAACGCCCAAGAGCGAGAAUUUGGGGACUUUGAUAUUAGCAAGGCUUGGAAAGCUGUCAAGAAGAAUGCAUACACCCCAUCUGAUCACGAUACUGAUACCCUGUACUAUGAUCGCGAGCCCGGCAUUUCAUAUGAAGCCCGCCCUGGUCUCACAUCAUACAUGAAGCAAGGCUGGGUGUACAAUGACGACUGGCCUGAGGCUGGUAGCCGCACAUUGGACUACGCAUUCAAUGAUUACGCCUGUUCGGUUGUUGCUGCCCAUUCGGGAGAGGACGACGCCACCGUGCAAGCCCUCAAGAACAGAAGCGGGAACUUCGCGUAUCUUUGGAAUAACAAGACUCAAUUUAUGCAAGCGCGCAACGCGAACGGGACUUGGGCUAAUAACAGCUUUGGAUGGACCGAAGGUGAUGACUAUGUCUACACGUUUGACGUGAUGCAUGACAUGAAAGGGCUAGCUAGGCUUUUCAAUGGCCGUCAAGCCUUCUGCGAUAAAUUGGAUGCGCAUUUCCAGGGUGGUCACAACGACCAUACCAACGAGCCAAGUCAUCAUUCUGCUCUUGGUUAUCCCAACCAAGCAGCUGAGACAAUAAGGGACAUUGCUUGGGCCAACUACAAUACGACCAGUGGGGGAUUGGGACAGAUGAGUGCUUGGUAUGUCUUCUCCGCAUUGGGAUUCUAUCCCGUCAACCCUGCUAGUGAUGAGUAUAUUGUCGGCACACCGUUCUUCGAGGAAGUGUCUAUCCAAUUUCCCAGUGGAGCAAGCACUGGUGGACGAGCCGCCAAUGACAGAGAGAGGAGGCUUGAAAUUAGGGCUCCGGGGGCACCCACGAAGCCGUAUAUUAGGAGCCUGAAGGUUGAUGGAAAGCGUAUCAACCCUCCAAAUUUGAAGCACAGCCAGCUUGUGAAUGUGGCAAGGAUCGGAUUUGAGAUGAGAUCUACGCCCACUUCCUGGGGAAGUCGCCCCUUAUGGGAAACUUGA
Penicillium concentricum is the source of this 1011-nucleotide messenger RNA. RefSeq names its product Alpha-1-2-mannosidase. The record is from RefSeq and is a predicted model, not a curated record. Gene Ontology annotation, biological process: protein deglycosylation; carbohydrate metabolic process; glycoprotein catabolic process. Lineage: Eukaryota; Fungi; Ascomycota; Eurotiomycetes; Eurotiales; Aspergillaceae. The transcript is spliced from 2 exons. The coding region runs from base 1 to 1011 and encodes 336 amino acids. Gene Ontology annotation, molecular function: peptide-N4-(N-acetyl-beta-glucosaminyl)asparagine amidase activity. Gene Ontology annotation, cellular component: nucleus; cytosol.